Molecule: messenger RNA, 5185 nt
Organism: Parasteatoda tepidariorum (common house spider)
Lineage: Eukaryota; Metazoa; Arthropoda; Arachnida; Araneae; Theridiidae
Source: RefSeq, a predicted model, not a curated record
GGACUUCUCAGUUGUUCUAAAGAUAGGUUGAGGUGAAGUAAAGAGAAAUGGAAGUCAUUAAUUUUAGAACCGUUAUUGUGCCCGAAGAGAAAUAUGCCACAUAUGAUGACAUAACGAAGAAAUUUAAGACAUAUCUCGAACAGCUGACAUUUUAUUUUGAAGCAUGUGGUCUGAUGGACGUCAGUCUCAGCUUUUUGAAAGCGAAAAAAUCUGAAGAAGAAGAUACCCCAGAAAUAGAAGAACUUAUCAUACAAGUUUCAGCCAAGUGUUCGCUAGAAAACGAAGAUUGGGUGCACUACUGUCGACAGUUGCGCAGUGAAUGGAAGAACUUAUUUUAUCCAAAUCCCACCCCAAUUUUGGCGUUUUAUGAAAGCAAGUCUUUCAGCUCCUCACGCAAGCAUUCUCACGUAUACACUGCAUACAAGACUAUUAGUUUUGGAAUUUUACCGCAUGAUGGAGCCUUUCAUCAGUACUCCUCACUGGAGUCAAAUCAGAUUUUAGACUCUCACCACGUUAAUUUUUAUCACGACAGUCGGUCUGUUACUAUAAAAUACGAUGCUUGGGAAUUAGAGUUCUCGUACAGUAAUAUUAAAAAUGUAUUUGUCAAUAUCGAUUCGAAUUCUCAUGAAAUAUUUUUUGAUUUGUGCAACCCACCUCUUAUUUUUGAAACUGAACAACGUUACAGUAAAUAUAUAGGAAAUUAUCAAAUAAGACACAGAUCUGCUACCAUUACGACUGGUCCGAGCUGUUGGGGUAGAAGGAGGAAUAAUAAUUAUUUGCCUGUCGGCGAAAGGAGAGCAUUAUUUGACGUUGAAACGCUUGGAAAAGCUACGGUUAUGAAACUAUCAUUUACAAAUGCUAUCGUCGUUGAAGAGAUCGUUAGCAGAAUUCAUGCCAGGUGCGGUGAAAAACCAAUACAUUAUGCCUACAUUGUUACUAAGCAGAAAGAAAAACCUGACAUUCCUGACGUCAAUUGGAAUCAUUUCGGAUCUACAUACAUGAUAACAUCGAUUUUUAAAAGAAGUUUUACAGUUCCUUCUCAAACAUCCAACAUACAUACCUCUCUACGUGUUUUAGAAAAAUUUUCUUUGCAAAAUGGAGAUUGUCUCGAAAAAGCAUUAACACUCGUCUUAUCGACUUUAGAAUCAGGGAAGAUCAUGAACUAUUGGCACGCCAUUGAGCGACAAUAUUACUUUUAUCUUAAUCACAAAGAUGAAAUGGAUUACAUGCACUAUAUCGUGCCCGAGAAGUGCCGAUUAAUCCGUCGCAUAACUGUGACACCCACGCGUCAAUUGCUUUGGCCACCUGAAAUUAUGUUCGGUAAUAGAGUUUUGAGAAAAUUUGAUCCAGAAUACGCCAUUCGCGUAUCAUUUAGAGAUGACGACAAUUCUAAAUUAAGUGGCAAAGCAGCAUAUGCUGAGAAAGGUAUUUUUGAAUAUUCGAUCCGUAGACCAAUGUCUACAGGAAUACGCAUUGGAUCUCGCCACUAUGAGUUCCUGGCUUGGUCUAAUUCCCAGAUUCGUGAUCACGGCAUAUGGACAUACGCUAGAGAUACUGAAGGUAAUACAGUUCAGCAUAUCCGAUCGUGGAUGGGAGAUUUCUCUCACAUUCACUCAGUUCCCAAGUAUAUGGCAAGAAUGGGGCAAAGUUUUUCACAAACAGAAGACACUGUUACUGUACCAUUAGAUCCCCGUCACAUUCGGACAGAACCGGAUAUUGAAAGGGGAUAUGAUGUAGCUAAUGGUGGCAAGCCCUAUUGUUUUUCUGAUGGUAUUGGACGUAUUUCAACGAACUUAGCAACUGAGGUGCGCAAUGCUCUGGGCCAUGAUAAACUCUGCAGUGCAUUCCAGAUACGGUAUGGUGGCUAUAAAGGCAUGCUGGUAGUAGAUCCUACCUUAAAAGAUGCGGACAUAGUGUUUCGAAAGAGCAUGAAAAAAUUUGAUUCCCCUCAAAAUCAAAGAUUGGAAAUUGCUAGAACAAGUGCUCCAAUCAGCCUCCAACUAAACAAGCCAUUCAUUGCUUUGUUGAAUGAUUUGGGGGUGCGCCACAGGACGUUUUUGAGAUUGCAAGAAAGCAUGCUCCGCAAUUUGACAGACAUGCUAUUCGAAGAGAGACAAGCUGCCGAAUUUUUGGCUUCCAAAACACCUUCCGAGAUUUUUAAGUACAAAGAAAUAUCUAGAUCUGGAAUUUUUCUUACGACAGAACCUUUCUUCAGGUCGCUGUUGCUCGCUCUUCAUCGUCAUCACGUUGAGAAUAUCAAGAAAGGAGCAAAUAUUAUAAUUGAUCCCAGCCUUGGACGAAAUAUGUUGGGGGUACUAGAUGAAACAGGAUUGCUACAAGAAGGAGAAGUAUUUGUUAAGUACACAAAAGACAUUUCAAAAGGUGAAACAACACAGGAUACCGUCACAUUAAGAGGUGAAGUGUUAGUGACCAAAAAUCCGUGUGUUUUGCCUGGAGAUGUGCGGAAGUUCACUGCUGUUGAUCGAGCUGAAGUAUCACGAAGACUGGGACAUAUUGUGGAUUGUAUUGUAUUUCCUCAGAAUGGAAGGAGACCUCAUCCUACCGAAAUGUCUGGUUCUGAUUUAGAUGGAGACGAGUAUGCUGUUUUGUGGUUUAAAGAUUUGAUUUUUUAUGCCGCCAAUCAACGGCCUGGUCAUUUUCCAAGUGCUUCCAUUCCAGACAAGGCAGUUAUUACUGUGGAUGACAUGAUUGAAUGUUUAAUCAAUUACAUAAAAAAUGAUCAAGUUGGAACAAUUGGUCAUGCACACCUUGCUCAUGCUGACCAAACUAAUAUUUUCUCCGAAAUUUGCAUCGAUAUAGCUAAAAAAAAUUCAUAUGCUGUCGAUUUUGCCAAGACUGGUGUGAGUAAAAAUUUAGAUCAAGAAGAACGUCCAAACGUUUUUCCUGAUUUUAUGGAGAAGUACUACAAAGAGACGUACAAAUCAAAGAAAGCACUCGGAAAAAUGUUUCGUGUGGUUAAAGACUUCGAGUCCGAGAAUGAAUAUGCUAGCAUUACGUACCGCGAUGUACAGGUAGACCAAGAUUUAAUAUUUCCCGGAUGGGAAACCUACAGAGAAGAUGCUGUCAAGUCAAGGAACAAGUUCAACACGUUACUCAAAACUGUACUAAGAAACUACGGAAUACAACACGAAGCAGAAGUAUUUUCUGGUGCCUUCACAAACCUGCAUUGCCGAUUCCAGGAGAGAAAAGACAAAGCAGAUAUUGAAAAAAUUGUUGUGCGAUGCAUCAAGAGACUAGCUAAAAGUAUGCGAGAAGAAUUUUUAGAAGAAUUCAAGGAGUAUAGUAACAUCAACGAAGCUUACCUUGGUAUGUUACACAAAGCUUCAGCUUGGUAUGUUGUAACAUAUCGUGAUGGUGAUAGAAAAAUCCUGAGUUUCCCGUGGACGGUAUCAGACUACUUGGCAAACAUUAAAGUUAAAAAGGUGCCUGCCCAAGAGUCAUUGUUUUCUCCAAUUGUUGCGAAAAUGGACCAGCAAAUUAAGUCCGUGGAUUCUAAACGAAGUUUCUUGGAAUCGAAUGAAUGGAAUCGUUAUAAUUAUCUUUGUGGUGAUCCCAACAUUGUCGAGUGCGCUUUACGCGUGUUGGUAUCAUGGGCUGAAGACGAGGAAAUAAUUGAAAUACCUGGUCGAAGAGUGGAAGGACUCAUGUUCAAGAGUAGUUUUACAAAACUUUUCCUUCAUGUUGCUGAAGUUUCGCAAUAUAUAAUUAAAAAAGGUAAACGAUGUGACAUACCAAAGGGAAAACUGUAUUCCCCCGCUUCCUUAUGCAUUGAAUUUUGGAGGUUCUGUGUCAAGUUAAGGUUUUAUAAUCAGUAUGAGGUACUUCAAAUCGUACCUUUCAAAGUAUAUAAAUAUAAAACUCUUUCCAAACGAGCUGUUGUGACCUAUCACAGAUUUGCCGUUUUGGGGGAAUUCGAAAAUUUGUACUUUGAGUCUGGCAUGGCGCAUGAAAAGAUGGACAUGAAACCAUUAUAUAUAAACAACAAGGUAUUUAAGCGAUCUCCAAUCGACGAAAAAUCACUGAAAUUGGCUGAGAAAACUUUGAUGAAGUAUUCUUCCGCGGAUAACGUGGAAUUGAGGGAAAUUUUACAGACGAAGAAAGUUCUUGUGAGUGCAAGAGGCGCCGAACAAUCGUUAAAAACAUUAAAGACCAUUCUGGACAAAAAACCAGUUUUUAUAGCUCAGUUAUUUUCUACUGGUGUAAUGCCUGAAUCAUAAUUUAAUACAACAUUCACCAGAUCGCGGAUACAUACAUUACUCUUUAGGACUUAAUGAACGUGUUUAUUUUAUACAUAUCUAAAUGUUCAUGUGCAGCCAUGUCGCUCAACUAAAAGCAUGAUAAUAUUUCUUUUUAUUUACAUGAUUUUAAUACUUUGUCUUUUCUUUUACUUGAAUGCUACUAUCUUCCAUUCUUUAUUUUGUACGAAACAAUUUUUUUUAUUAACAAAAACCUAUACAACGUUGCUUUAAAUCCGUAAUCUUGUCUUUCUUUUUCUUUUUUUUUGUUGUAAUAUCUACCCAAAUUUUAAACAAUCUAAAUGAGAAAUAUUGGUAAAAAAAAAGGUCUUUUUUCCCGAUAUUUUUAAAUUACAUUACAAAAUGCUGGUCGGGACCCAUUAAAAUAUUACCGAACGAUAUUUUGGACAUCUCUCUUGACAACAAAAAUAAGCAAAUCUCAACUUUCUUUCGUGCUUAUAAAAGAAAGUCGGAGAACUCCCGUUUUGGUAUAAUUUUGAUUUUAACUGUAGUAAUCCAAUUUUAAGACUCAAUUCAAAUGAAAGGUGUAUUCUGGCAUUAACCCAUUCGCGUCCACUGUCACAAUUGAAUGCCAUCCGGAAACGCUCUAAUUUCCUGGUGGUGUGCUAGCUGAAUAUAGAGUGACAUUAACAUGAGUAAAACGAAACUGAAUGAGUUUAUAACAUUAUAAGUUUACGAAAUGAGCUUGUGAUUUUAAGAUAAUAUUUUUGACUAUGUAUUGUUUUCUUUUUAUAAGGUUUAUUGUUUUCAUUAGAGUAAGAAAAUAUGAAUUGUGAAUGCUUUGAAAUAUUCUUUCAUUUAUUAUACAUAUAAUUUUUUCAAUUAAAAACAGUCAUAUUUAUUAUGUAUAAUUCAUAGACCAUUUUUUCAUAAUAAAUAUGUCUGAUAUAUCCUUUAACACGUUUCAA